CUAGGAUUCUACAUGCUGCGGAAAGUCACCCACUGUUUGAUUUACGUGAUAUUGCUGACUUCUCCGAUUGGGAUAGUACUGGUAUAUAAAAUGUGUGCAAAGGGGCCUCUUCUUGCUCCAACGUCCGUAUACGAGCAAACUACACAGUUCAUUCCUACCUGAUCACUUGUACAGAUGUCGAGAACUAGAGUCAUAGUAGUGGGUGCUGGCAUCGCUGGUCCCGUUCUUGCGAUCUUCUUGAAGACUAAAGGCUAUGAUCCUAUCAUAUACGAAAGACUCCCGAGUCCAGGAGAGGGUGGACUCAGCUUCAUGUUGCAGCCUAACGGUCUCCGUGUCCUAUCGCUCAUCCCCGGCCUCAUUGAACAGAUCCCUGGCCAUUCUCCAGAAAGGAUGAUUCACUAUACGAUGCGAGAACACUUUGGUUUCCCCUUGAUCGGAGUUCGGCGUGCAGAGUUUCAUCGGCUUUUGAUCGACACAGCCGAGAAGCACGGUAUUGAGAUCAAAUGGGGCCACCAGGCAGUUGUGUUUGAGCAAAGCGAGGACACAGUAGAAGUCAUGUUCGCGAAUGGCAUCAAGGACACGGCGAGCUUUGUCGUAGGCUGCGACGGGCUGCAUAGCAAUACCCGAAUUGCACUCUUUGGAAAAGAAAAGGCAAACUUCACUGGAUUGGUGCAGUUCGGUGGGAUGUCUCCAACACCACCUGUUCUUCAGGGAAAGUUUGCGAAUAAUUACGGGAAUGGUCGCCAUAUGGUUUCGUACCCUGUUGCGGAGGACAAGCAUUCAUGGGCGAUCACUACUCGGGAAGCUGAGGCCAAGGAGGAUUGGAAAACACAACACGUAGAACAACAGAACGAAAUCCGAAGAGGACCCCUAUCUGAUUGGGGGUACGGGGCGGGAGAUUUGGUCAAGACCGGCCAAAAGAUCGUAAAGUAUGGCCUCUACGACCGACCUGAACUCAAGUCGUGGUUUAAGGGAAGAAUCGUUCUUUUGGGCGAUGCAGCUCACCCCACGAGUCCGCAUCUGGGACAAGGUGCCAAUCAAGCGUUCGAAGACGUUUACCAUAUUAUGCGACUUUUGAAGAAAUACAACCCUUCUGCUAGCCAGCCUUCAACAGAGUUGUUGUCGCAAGUCUUCAUAGAUUACCAAGAUCUUCGGCUACCGCGUACAUCCGAGCUCGUGAGGGGGGCUAGACAGCAAGGGGAGGCUCGGGUUGUCGAGGGCAUCGAUGUAUGUAGGGGGAGAGAUGAAAAAGUACGGGCAGGGUCCCACGAUGAUGCGGCGAGGAUAGCAUACUAUGAAUUGUUAUCUGGACCGUUUAAGGACAGUGAAAUGUAGUCACCCCUCACUAGUACUUGUUGUGCAGAAUUCGAACGGGAUUUGCCGCGUUGCGCUCGACAUCAUAUCUGACAACAAUAAGUCCAGUAUUUCACGUCAGCCACAACUUCCAUAGGCGCAUCGUCAUUGGCGACAACAACACUUAAGCGUGUGUUGUGAUUCCUGAAUAUUUCAACGUUGUCAGCAACAUUAAACGUUGCAACCAUGCAUGAUCCAUUCGAAAUUCUCUUCGUCCAUCACCCGCUCAUGUACAUCUCACUACCACAACUUACGUCUGCCUGACGUUCAAUUCAAUGCAUGCGAUGGGUUUGCAUUGAUUAUGGCGAGCAGCUCACAACAAUCGAUACAGAAAG
Messenger RNA from Suillus subaureus, 1688 nucleotides. RefSeq lists its product as uncharacterized. The coding region runs from base 175 to 1335 and encodes 386 amino acids. The record is from RefSeq and is a predicted model, not a curated record. Gene Ontology annotation, molecular function: monooxygenase activity; FAD binding. The transcript is spliced from 8 exons. NCBI's taxonomy places the organism in Eukaryota, Fungi, Basidiomycota, Agaricomycetes, Boletales, Suillaceae.